UUUUUUUCAGUUCAGGACCGCCUCACCCCACCUGAUUAUUUGGUUGGCCAGCGCCCCCGUCGUACGUCAUUUACCCGCGCCACCCGGAAGCCACGGUUCUUACUAACAGUUCUUUUUGCCGGCGGCUCUCAGGAGCCCAUCAUGGCGACGCCCCCUAAACGGCGGGCGGUGGAGGCAACGGCGGAGAAAGUGCUGCGCUAUGAGGCUUUCAUCUCUGACGUGCUGCAGCGGGACUUGCAAAAGGUCCUGGACCAUCGUGACAAGGUAUAUGAGCAGCUGGCCAAAUACCUUCAACUGAGAAAUGUCAUUGAGCGACUCCAGGAAGCUAAUCACUCGGAGUUAUAUAUGCAGGUGGAUUUGGGCUGUAACUUCUUCGUUGACACAGUGGUCCCAGACACUUCACGAAUCUAUGUGGCCCUUGGAUAUGGUUUUUUCCUGGAGUUGACACUGGCAGAAGCUCUCAAGUUCAUUGAUCGUAAGAGCAGUCUCCUCACAGAGCUCAGCGACAACCUCACCAAGGACUCCAUGAAUAUCAAGGCCCAUAUCCACAUGUUGCUAGAGGGGCUUAGAGAGCUACAAGGUCUGCAGAAUUUCCCAGAGACUCAGCACUGACUUCUUCCUACCUCCCCUGACAUUAAAGAGCCUGAAUGUCUUUGA
Messenger RNA from Cervus elaphus (red deer), 657 nucleotides. It is a transcript of the gene UXT, whose product is annotated as ubiquitously expressed prefoldin like chaperone. Gene Ontology annotation, molecular function: transcription corepressor activity. NCBI's taxonomy places the organism in Eukaryota, Metazoa, Chordata, Mammalia, Artiodactyla, Cervidae. Bases 142 to 612 code for a protein of 156 amino acids. Gene Ontology annotation, biological process: negative regulation of transcription by RNA polymerase II. The transcript has 7 exons. The record is from RefSeq and is a predicted model, not a curated record.